Chenopodium quinoa (quinoa) is the source of this 1556-nucleotide messenger RNA. Its product is annotated as phosphoglycolate phosphatase 1B, chloroplastic-like. The record is from RefSeq and is a predicted model, not a curated record. Bases 92 to 1201 code for a protein of 369 amino acids. Lineage: Eukaryota; Viridiplantae; Streptophyta; Magnoliopsida; Caryophyllales; Amaranthaceae. Gene Ontology annotation, molecular function: phosphatase activity. The transcript is spliced from 12 exons.
UGUUAUCCCCACCACACCCCCGCCUUUUUUUCCAAAAAAACAUAACGGCCACAAAAUCACUUAAACCAGAUCAUCCUUCAUCACAGUCAAGAUGUUGAGUACUUGCAGUACUAGCAGAGCUGCCAUUUCCGUCGCUUCUAAUUCUCUUUCCAAAACCCUAAUUUCUUCCAAUUUCAUCACCAAUCCGAGAAAUCUUUCCUCAUUUUCUCGUCAAUCUCUCCAUUUUCUCACUCUCAAAUGCUACAGUAGCAAGAAUUUUGAUAGUAAUAGCCGUAAAAUGGCGUUGAAUUUCUCUCCUCGUGCUUCUGCUCAGCAAUUGAAGAAUCCUGGUGAACUUAUUGACUCCGUUGAAACCUUCAUUUUCGAUUGCGAUGGUGUUAUAUGGAAAGGGGAUAAACUAAUUGAUGGAGUCCCAGAAACACUCGACUUGCUAAGGGAAAAGGGUAAACGACUGAUAUUUGUUACCAAUAACUCAACCAAGUCUAGGAAGCAAUAUGGAAAGAAGUUUGAGACACUUGGGCUUAGUGUCACCGAGGAGGAAAUUUUCGCGUCAUCUUUUGCUGCCGCGGCUUACCUUAAAUCAAUUGAUUUCCCAAAAGAUAAAAAGGUCUAUGUAAUUGGUGAGGAAGGCAUCUUGAAGGAGCUUGAGCUUGCCGGAUUCCAAUACCUUGGUGGUCCGGAAGAUGGAACUAAGAAAAUAGAGUUGAAGCCUGGUUACUUGAUGGAGCAUGAUGAAAGUGUUGGUGCAGUUGUGGUUGGAUUUGAUCGAUUCUUUAAUUACUACAAAGUCCAAUAUGGAACACUAUGUAUCCGUGAAAAUCCUGGGUGUCUCUUCAUUGCUACAAACCGUGAUGCUGUUACUCAUCUUACAGAUGCGCAGGAAUGGGCAGGCGGUGGUUCAAUGGUUGGUGCUCUUUGUGGAUCUACUCAGCGAGAGCCCCUUGUUGUAGGGAAGCCCUCUACUUUUAUGAUGGACUAUGUAGCAAAAGAGUUUGGUAUUUCCAAGUCCCAAAUAUGCAUGGUUGGGGACAGAUUGGACACUGACAUACUGUUUGGCCAAAAUGGUGGCUGCAAAACACUCCUCGUUUUAUCAGGCGUGACUAGUUUGGAAACACUUCAAAGCCCCAACAACUCUAUUCAGCCAGAUUUCUACACUAACAAGAUAUCAGACUUCCUUUCACUUAAAGCUGCCAGUGUAUGAGCAUUGAUGCAGGUUAGGAGCAAUAAGUGAACAACAAAACAAUCCGAUGUGUGGUAUACAAGAUUUUAUUUAUUUGAAAUAUCGAAUCAUAUGGUUUCCGCCUUCCGGCUUCCAGCUGAUUUUUCGACCACAAGAGGUUUCCAAUUUUCUGGAAAGCUGCUCAAAGUCUAGCAGUGUAGUUUAUCAGUCAAUCACUCAAUUGUCACAGUUUUUUCAUUUUCACUUGUAUGUUACAACUGUAUAUGUUGUAUAAAACAUCUCCAUUGUUUACAACUCAAUGACAUUGGUGGAAUUUGAUAAGUAUGCAGUAAACAACUUCUAAGUCCAUGCUGAUAUAUACAAAUCUUUUCUGCCA